Carlito syrichta (Philippine tarsier) is the source of this 4548-nucleotide messenger RNA. RefSeq names its product bone morphogenetic protein receptor type 2 (gene BMPR2). Gene Ontology annotation, cellular component: signaling receptor complex; plasma membrane. The record is from RefSeq and is a predicted model, not a curated record. The coding region runs from base 1 to 3108 and encodes 1035 amino acids. The transcript has 13 exons. Gene Ontology annotation, biological process: protein phosphorylation; cellular response to growth factor stimulus; BMP signaling pathway. Lineage: Eukaryota; Metazoa; Chordata; Mammalia; Primates; Tarsiidae. Gene Ontology annotation, molecular function: ATP binding; transforming growth factor beta receptor activity.
AUGGGGAAAUUGUUGAUUUUUGGGGAAUGUGAGAUGAGUCAUGGAGGAGUACCCAAGACAUUGAUAGCUUCCCAGAAUCAAGAACGGCUAUGUGCAUUUAAGGAUCCAUAUCAGCAAGACCUUGGGAUAGGUGAGAGUCGAAUCUCUCAUGAAAAUGGGACAAUAUUAUGCUCAAAAGGUAGCACCUGCUAUGGCCUUUGGGAGAAAUCAAAAGGGGACAUAAAUCUUGUAAAACAAGGAUGUUGGUCUCACAUUGGAGAUCCCCAAGAGUGUCACUAUGGAGAAUGUGUAGUAACUACCACUCCUCCCUCAAUUCAGAAUGGGACGUACCGUUUCUGCUGUUGUAGCACAGAUUUAUGUAAUGUCAACUUUACUGAGAAUUUUCCACCUCCUGACACGACACCACUCAGUCCACCUCAUUCAUUUAACCGAGAUGAAACAAUAAUCGUUGCUUUGGCUUCAGUCUCUGUAUUAGCUGUUUUGAUAGUUGCCUUAUACUUUGGAUACAGAAUUUUGACAGGAGACCAUAAACAAGGUCUUCACAGUAUGAACAUGAUGGAGGCAGCAGCAUCAGAACCUUCUCUCGAUCUAGAUAAUCUGAAACUGUUGGAGCUGAUUGGCCGGGGUCGAUAUGGAGCAGUAUAUAAAGGCUCCUUGGAUGAGCGUCCAGUUGCUGUAAAAGUGUUUUCCUUUGCAAACCGUCAGAAUUUUAUCAACGAGAAGAACAUUUACAGAGUGCCUUUGAUGGAACAUGACAAUAUUGCUCACUUUAUAGUUGGAGAUGAGAGAGUCACUGCCGAUGGACGCAUGGAAUAUUUGCUGGUGAUGGAGUACUAUCCCAAUGGAUCUCUAUGCAAGUAUUUGAGUCUCCAUACAAGUGACUGGGUAAGCUCAUGCCGUCUGGCUCAUUCUGUGACUAGGGGACUGGCUUAUCUUCACACAGAAUUACCACGAGGAGAUCAUUAUAAACCUGCAAUUUCCCACCGAGAUUUAAAUAGCAGAAAUGUCUUGGUGAAAAAUGAUGGAACCUGUGUUAUUAGUGACUUUGGAUUGUCCAUGAGGCUGACUGGAAAUAGACUGGUGCGCCCAGGGGAAGAAGAUAAUGCAGCCAUAAGUGAGGUUGGCACAAUCAGGUAUAUGGCACCAGAAGUGCUUGAAGGAGCAGUGAACCUGAGGGACUGUGAAUCAGCUUUGAAACAAGUAGACAUGUAUGCACUUGGGCUAAUCUAUUGGGAGAUAUUUAUGAGAUGUACAGAUCUCUUCCCAGGGGAAUCUGUGCCAGAAUACCAGAUGGCUUUUCAGACAGAAGUUGGAAACCAUCCCACUUUUGAGGAUAUGCAGGUUCUUGUGUCUAGGGAAAAACAGAGACCCAAGUUCCCAGAAGCCUGGAAGGAAAAUAGCCUGGCAGUGAGAUCACUCAAGGAGACAAUCGAAGACUGUUGGGACCAGGAUGCAGAGGCUCGGCUUACUGCACAGUGCGCUGAGGAGAGGAUGGCUGAACUUAUGAUGAUAUGGGAAAGAAACAAGUCCGUGAGCCCAACAGUUAACCCAAUGUCUACUGCUAUGCAGAAUGAGCGCAACCUGUCACAUAAUAGGCGUGUGCCAAAAAUUGGUCCUUAUCCAGAUUAUUCUUCCUCCUCAUACAUUGAAGACUCUAUCCAUCACACUGACAGCAUUGUGAAGAAUAUUUCCUCUGAGCAUUCAAUGUCCAGCACACCUUUGACUAUAGGAGAAAAGAACCGAAACUCAAUUAAUUAUGAACGUCAACAAGCACAAGCUCGAAUCCCUAGCCCUGAAACAAGCAUCACCAGCCUCUCCACCAACACCACAACCACAAACACCACUGGCCUCACUCCAAGUACUGGCAUGACCACUAUAUCUGAGAUGCCAUAUCCAGAUGAAACAAAUCUACAUGCCACAAAUGUUGCACAGUCCAUUGGGCCAACCCCUGUCUGCUUACAGCUGACAGAAGAAGACUUAGAGACCAACAAGCUAGACCCAAAAGAAGUUGAUAAGAACCUCAAGGAAAGUUCUGAUGAGAAUCUCAUGGAGCAUUCUCUUAAGCAGUUCAGUGGGCCAGACCCACUGAGUAGUACUAGUUCUAGCUUGCUUUACCCACUCAUAAAACUUGCAGUAGAAGUGACUGGACAGCAGGACUACACACAGGCUGCAAAUGGCCAAGCAUGUCUAAUUCCUGAUGUUCUUCCUGCUCAGAUCUAUCCUCUCCCCAAGCAACAGAACCUUCCUAAAAGACCUACUACUUUGCCUUUAAACACCAAAAAUUCAACAAAGGAGCCCCGGCUAAAAUUUGGCAGCAAGCACAAAUCAAACUUGAAACAAGUAGAAACUGGAGUUGCCAAGAUGAAUACAAUCAAUGCGGCAGAACCUCAUGUGGUGACAGUCACCAUGAAUGGUGUGGCAGGUAGAAACCACAGUGUUAAUUCUCAUGCUGCCACAACCCAGUAUGCCAAUGGAACGAUACCAUCUGGCCAGACCACUAACAUAGUGGCACACAGAGCCCAAGAAAUGCUGCAGAAUCAGUUUAUUGGUGAGGACACCCGGCUGAAUAUUAAUUCCAGUCCUGAUGAACAUGAACCUUUACUGAGACGAGAGCAACAGGCUGGCCAAGAUGAAGGUGUUCUGGAUCGUCUUGUGGACAGAAGAGAACGGCCUCUAGAAGGUGGCCGAACUAAUUCCAAUAACAACAACAGCAAUCCAUGUUCAGAACAAGAUACUCUUACACAGGGUGUUCCAAGCACAGUAGCAGAUCCUGGGCCGUCAAAACCCAGAAGAGCACAGAGGCCUAACUCUCUGGAUCUUUCAGCCACAAAUGUCCUGGAUGGCAGCAGUAUGCUGAUAGGUGAGUCAACACAAGAUGGCAAAUCAGGAUCAGGUGAAAAGAUCAAGAAACGUGUGAAAACUCCCUAUUCUCUUAAGCGGUGGCGCCCCUCUACCUGGGUCAUCUCCACUGAACCACUGGACUGUGAGGUCAACAACAAUGGCAAUGACAGGGCAGUUCAUUCCAAAUCCAGCACUGCUGUCUACCUUGCUGAAGGAGGCACUGCCACAACCAUGGUGUCUAAAGAUAUAGGAAUGAACUGUCUGUGAAAUGUUUUCAAGCCUACGGAGUGAAAUUAUUUUUUGCAUCAUUUAAACAUGCAGAAGACAUUAAAAAAAAAACUGCUUUAUCCUCCUGUCAGCACCCCUCCCACCCCUGCAACAAGGACUUGCUUUAAAUAGAUUUCAGCUAUGCAGAAAAAUUUAGCUUAUGCUUCCAUAUUUUUUAAUUUUGUUUUUUAAGUUUUGCACUUUUGUUUAGUCUCGCUAAAGUUAUAUUUGUCUGUUAUGACCACAGAGUUAUAUGUGUGUGUAUCAAAAGUGGUCUCAAAAUAUUUUUUUAAGAAAAAAAGCAAAAACAAUGUGUUGCUGAUAAUCAGUUUGGACCAGUUUCUAAAGGUCAUUAAAACAGAAGCAAAUUAAGACAGGUUUGACUGCAGUGGUGUCUGGUAUCCAUGUUUUAUUUCUGGGCACAAGCUAGUUUAUAUGUUGAUACGUUCCCAAACAUAUUAUCUGUUGGACAUUCUUUUCUUUUGUGUUUUGUUUGAAUGUGCAAUAGUCGAUAGGCCACAAAUAAGCUUUCUUAUAAGCUCUCUUCCUAACAGAGCACACAUUCUUCCAUAAUAUGAACAUUUUUCUCCCCAUUGCCCAUACUUUUUGUAGGUCAGUUCUAUAUGACAGUGAAUUUUGCACAGGAGAAAGCAGCUACCUGAUUUCUUACUUUCUCUCUCCUUAUUGUGGAGAAUGCAGAAACAUUGUCUUAAAGGGCUCUAAAGAAGAAACUACCAAAACCUAAUUUGAAAUACCGUUUCUUUUAACCUUCCAAAUCCUAAAUGUUUCCUUCCAGGCAUUUGAAUAAAUGUAUUUGGUUCUGGUUUUGAAAGUUCAUAAGAGAGAAUAGAACAAAAUACAGGAAAUCAAAUAUUAGUCUUUUCCCAUUUUAUUUUAUUUUUCUAUGUAUGUUUAUGUUCCAUAUCCAUUUAUUUAAGAAAUACAUUUUUAUCAGAAAACUUGCAGAGCUAUAUACUUCUAUGGAAUUUUUAAGUAGGUAAAUGGUUAAGGCAGUAUAGUGUUAUAGCCUUCAUUCUCUGAAUAGGCCAUCUUUGACUCAAAUAAAAUUACAUUUACUCUUUACUAUAACUUAAAAAUAAUUCAUAGUUUUGAACCUGUAGUAUCUUUUACUGUGAUCCCAAGCAAAGCCUGGUGACUUAAUCUGAAAAUGAGUCCUCUUCCCAUGACCUAAAACACUGUGUGGAAAAUCAUUCAACUGGCAUGCCAGAUCCCUAUGGAAGGAAGUACUGCUGCCAGAUCUACCUUUUUUGAUCAGACUGAGACUUAGACUCUCUCUUUGCAAAAUUGUUUUCUUUACUAAUCCUGUUUUCAUGAUUUCUCCUUUUGCCACUUUUUCACAUGAUCUUUGAUAUGUGAACAGCAUUUAUUAUUUACAUUAUAUUAGAGUCUACCUUUUAGUGAAAACAUGUCUGGAAAUCA